AUGGCAGAAACCGCCUCACCGGAACCGAAGCGAGGCAGAGAGGAGGACGAGGAAAAUGUUUCCAAGAAGCAAAAGGUUGAGGCGGAAGAAGAGAAGAAACCAUUCGGUCCUGUGAAAUUGGGUAACAAAACUUUCGGGUCUUCUUUGGAGUUGUUCGAUUACUUCAACACUUUCCUUCAUGCUUGGGGUCUUAAUCUUGAUGUUAACAAGUAUGAACACACAAUGUUACUGGAAUUACUUAGGAAAGGUCAUCCAGAGGCUGAUGAAAAGAUUGGUGGAGAAAUCUGUGCCUUCCAAGUCCGAAAGCAUCCUACAUGGAGAAGCAAGUGUUUUUUUCUCAUUAGGGGUGAUGAAUCAGCGGAUGACUUUAGCUUCCGUAAAUGUGUGGAUCAUAUUCUUCCCUUACCAGAAGCGAUGCGAGUAAAACAUGAUGCAAACAGAGCAUUAGGAAAGCGCGGUGGUGGUGGGAAAGGACGUUCACGUGGGGGGAAAGGGAAAGUCAAUACAUUGAGUAAAGUGAGUGACUCCUGA
Molecule: messenger RNA, 531 nt
Organism: Vicia faba (fava bean)
Lineage: Eukaryota; Viridiplantae; Streptophyta; Magnoliopsida; Fabales; Fabaceae
Source: the annotation of a GenBank genome assembly